Molecule: messenger RNA, 3342 nt
Organism: Heterostelium album PN500
Lineage: Eukaryota; Evosea; Eumycetozoa; Acytosteliales; Acytosteliaceae
Exons: 2
Coding region: 1-3342 (1113 amino acids)
Source: RefSeq, a predicted model, not a curated record
AUGGUUGUAGAUUUCCAAUUUUCAACGUUUGAUUCUAGGAGAUGGGGUUAUAUUCGUGGUCGAUCUAUACUCUAUAGUUUGUUGCAGUCGCGUGAGUUGACCGGUGACUAUGGUGUCGAUGCCAUUCAGAUUGUCAGUGGUCACGUUGCCGUUCGAUACCAACAGUCUCGCUCACUGGUGCUGUUCGACGCUGUCGUUGCCGCCAAGCAGAUGUCAGAGAUGCAAAACUCCAACACCGAAUCGAUACUCAACUCCAAGACACUGUUACCGCCAGCACCCACCAAUCAUCACGCUGAGCAAUUCCCUCUGUUGGCAUGUUCAUUCUCUUCACCUAUAGUAAAGUUUUACUUUGAGAAAUCUGCUACCAAUAUAAUACCAUCGUCAACAUCGUCAACAUCAGCAUCAACAGGAAAGACAAAAGUAAUUGAAAAUAGUCCAUUAAGAUUGUUUGUAUUCGAAGAGGAUGCGCUACUACAUGUGUUUGAGUGGUCGGCUUCGGAGUACAGAUGGAGCUACAUUGUAAAGUUGUAUCUGCCAUCGAUUUCACUGACGGAACCCAGUGGAACACCGCAACUUCCACACACUGGACACGGCCAGCUUGUACAUGCAUCGAUAUUCUCUACGAAUCAAGGUAUUCAGGUGAUUUGGAUGAUGGCGAAUUCAUCAUCACUUCAAAUGCGACAGUUUAACUUUGACAAUAAUAAGACGGCGGCACAACCGGUUGCGGGUGCCAACACUGCCAAGAAAGAGAAUAACAACGUAAUUAUCAAGCAGUAUGCUCGUGGACUUGAAGAGAUACUAUGUAACAACCUAAAGGUUACACCAACAGAGAACUACGAUAUAAAGAAAGAAUGGUUUGAAACUAUAAAUAACAACAACAACACACGUAUUCUAACGAGUAAACUUGGAAUAUGGUUUAUCACUAAAUCAUUUAUACUACUCUAUUCAAUACGUAGUCGUGUUUGGUUCAUUUCCUAUUAUAAAGAUAAAGCACCAUCACAUGUUAAAUCAUCAACAACAACAACAACACAAUUUAAUAGUAAUAGUAACAGUCAAUCACAUUGUGAUUUACAUGAUUUAGAUAGUAAUAAUAAUGAUAUUGUUAAUAACGAUAAUAAUGAAGUUAAAGAUAAUCAAAAACAACAACAACAACAACAACAACAACAACAACAACAACAACAAACAAAUAGUUAUAGUAGGAAUCAAAUUAUUGUUGAUGUACUAGAUGUUUGUAUACAUCCUCAAACACAACAGUUGAUCGUUCUAGAGAGAUCCGGUAGAGUGUUUACAUGUGAUACCGGCGAUCGUGAGACACUUAGAUUGACGCUGUUGGCUGUGUUGGAUCCAUGGAAAUCGAUAGACGAUCCUACAAAGACAAUCAGGUUGACUCUACAUCAGAAUGCACUCGUAGUAAUCAACGGAACCAAUACCAACUUUUACGAUUUCAAGUGUGGCAAGUUGCUUACCACCCUACAAGCACCGGUUGAUCUCCAACAAGUGAAAACCGGUGGUAUCUGGGAGCAAACACCCAUUGGAAUAGUCUGGGGAACCGGUAUAUGGGCACGUCAAGAAGGUCUCUGGGAGAUCAAGGCUGGACCACCACUUCAUCUAAUUGAAAAUCACCUAGUAAAACAUAAAAUAGUACAAAAUCAACAACAACAUCGACAACAAAGUGGUAAACUUAAUAGUAAUGGUAAUAAGAAUCAAAGUAUUGGAUGUGCACCAACUACUUGUAGACAGUGGGAUAUGAAACGACUUGAAGCAAAGUAUCUACUGGAUAUGGCACUGGCCGAGCAGGAUGAAGAGAUGAAAAUACAGAUUUGUCGUGCACUGCUACCGAAGCUUGAGAAUCCGUCGUUGGUCAUUGUGUUGCUAUCGUCGAUGCAGUCAGAGUCUAGCUCGAAAUUCAUUCAAGAGGAACUUGCCAACUUCCUCGAUGCUUAUAACUACCAACCUGACAGCCAUAACAGUAACAACAGCAGCAACAUAAAUAACUCAUCUGUGGAAUCGGAGGAAGAUAACCAAGCUAAACAACGUCAAUCACUCUACCUACAUACACCACUCAACCGUAUAAUGGUACCAUUGUUAACGGAUUAUCAUAAUCUACAGAGAUCUAUCAAAGAGGAACAACAACAACAACAAGCUAUACAAAUAGUUGAAAAUGAUGCUUCUUCUUCCUCUUCAUCUUCAAAUAAUGGACAGAUUCCAUUUAUUGGUGAGGAUGACCAUUCUCUGCAAUCGAUUGACGAUUCCAAGUUGUUGGAAUUCUCAAAUGAAUUCUUGGAGUUGUUCAAGCGCAAGAAUCCAUUGCUUCUUCUAAACAAAUUCGAAAGACUGUUGGGACUGGAUCGUAUCGAUUUCGAAAAGUAUUCGGAUCUCAACGGUGAGAUGAUUCCUUUCCCUGCGAUAAACGAACUGCUGCUCCAACAAGAAGAGAUGUUAAAGAAGAAGAGUGUCAACAAAAAUAGUAGUAGCAGCAGCAGUAGUAAUAGUAGCAAUCUUCAUCAUCACCAUAAUCAUAAUAUUCUUUCAAAUGGUCAUCUGCAUUAUGAUGAUUCCAAUAUGUCUUUAUCACCAACAUCACCACCAACAACAGGUAAUAGCAGUAUUCUAAAUCACAGUAAUAAUAUGAUGGUAUAUCCUGUUUAUCCGUUGUACGAGACACUGUGUCAACUUUACUACAAAGAGAAACCGGAACGAUUAAUUCCAUUCAUUCGUAUCGUUUAUAAUGCUGCCACCACCAGAAUGUUGGAACAACAGGCCAAUACAACAUUCACAUCGUCGGCAUCGACCGCCAUGGAAGUCACCAAGUUCAUCCCUCAGAACGACCACUUUACACGUGCACUCAUCUCACUACCAACACUUAUCCCCACCGACGAUGCCAAGAUCGAUGCCAAAUUCAAGUUGCUCUGUGCCAUCGGUCAUAAAUCCAACGCACUUCGCUGGCUACUCACAGCCGGUAAAUGGGAUAAAGCCAUUCAAAUGGUAAAGAACAGUACUUAUAAUGAUAAAGAACAUUUUGUAUUAUUUGAAAUAUUAUUCUGUCAUUGUAUAGAAAAGAAAGAUAGUGUUAAACUUAAACAAUGUUGGUCAGUCAUUCCCAAGAACUACUCGGUAUUCAAUUUAUUCUCGAUAUUGAAACCAAAUCAAUCGACCAGUGGUACCUCUGGUGAUAAAUCAUCGAGUGCAAGUAACAGUGGAUUCUACAGUGAAGGUAGCUCCAGUAUCGGUAGUCUACUCAACAAAGAGAGUAGCAGUCACACCAAGAUCGUAUCUGUCAACCCCUCUGAAGAUCUUACCAUCGAUAUGUUUAGAGCACAACUCUUAAAAUUAUUAAAUUAA